GCUCAUCAACUUCAAACGGAGCUAGCGAACUUGAAGCCGGAGAUAGAACGGUUGGAUAGUUCUGGUCAACGUUUGAUGACUCGCCUACCGGAGCAGAUUGCCACAGAUCUACGGAUUCCCCGGACAACUCAAGAAGUUCGAACCGAGCACGAGCAAUUGUGUAUGAAUCUAUCCGAUCUGAUGGAAAAAUUAGGCACCUCUUUGGGACCAAAAGUGCGAUUUGAAGAGCUUUUGGAAAGAACUAACGCAUUUCUGGAUCCACUACAAUCCACUUUGGCCAGCUCGGACGUGGAUCGAGCUCGCUUGGCCGUCGCUGGGGAUCGUCUUGAACAAGCGCGUGAGUUGUUGUCAGAAGCAAGGCAGUUGUGCGACCAAUUAUCAGCUGGCACGGACGAUCCCUCAGAACAUUUUGAUUUGGCGACCAAGUUACUGAAAACUGAACAACUCAUGGACAAAUUGGAUAUGGUUUUCGCCGCAAAGUUGCACGGGAAAGCAGAUGUGGAUUUGACCAGUCAGCUUCAAAUGGAUGAACUUUGCAAUUGGAUGACUGAGAAAGGCAAACAACUGGCGGCUGCUGAUGAAGCGAUUCGUCAACAAACCCAAAGCAUAUAUCCACUGCAUUCGGGCACGUUGGUUGACCAAAUAAAAGCCAUGGAGGCGAUCAUUGAGGAAAUUCAACAGAAGAGCAACGAUAUCAAGGAUCUUAAGAAACCAGAGGUGGAACCAGGCUUCAAGCUGGCGAUUAUUGACCCUAUGAAGACGGCUAUGGAACAGCUGCGUUUGCUUCAGCGUGCCGUUCAGGAUAAAAAGUCACAGCUUCAAGCCGCUGUUGAUCAUCCUCCAACGUCCUUGACGCGCCUAAAUCAAAUUGAGGCCUGGAUUGCUAAUCGCGAGAAUGAAAUCUCCCAACCGGUGAUCCCAAGCAGUGGUUCAUUUCUGUCUGAUCCCGGGCAGUUUGCAGUGAUUGAAGAUCGCAUGGAUGCAAUCAUGCGUGAAGUGGAUGUACAGUUAGUCGCUCUCUACCAACUGAAAGUUGACGAUACAGAUGUGGGCAACGAACGAUUGCGCGCACAACGCGCCGAAGCUUUCACACAUAGGGCCGAGUCGUUGAGCAAUCAACUACGACAUAUUCGUGAUAUGGCCCAAAACCGAAUGCAUCAAAUGCAAAAUGUUAACCGGUGUCUGGGUGCUGCCCAAGAAGCAGUUCAGGCGUAUCGAUCCGCCGCGGACGAAGCAGAAACAAAAUGGAUAAGUGUGCAACAAGACUUGUGUCGAAGUCCUGGACAAGGUUCUUCUACUUAUCCACCAUCCAUACCAUCCCAAGACGAGAUGCGCCGCUUGCAAUCCGAGUUGUUCAAUUUGCUAGACGAAUCCGUCCCUGUUGGAUCGGUGGAAGAAGCCUCAGUCUCACUUCGAAUGAUCACCUCAAUCCAACACCUUGAAGCCGCGCUCAAAGCCAUCGGGGAUGGUGAUCCACGACGUUCUGUAGGUGGAUUAUUGGCCGACGUGGUAAACACUCGGAAGCGGCUUGAGGCAAUCGUCACCUCGUUGAACAAUGAUCUCGGAUCAGCUGCAGAGACAGCCGAGUCUAAUCAGACUGUAGCUCUGAUAAAACAGCUGAACGCCAUCUCUCGUCAACUGCGCAAUGCAGAUGAGGUUUUGUCCACAUACCCCACUGCUUCCCCGGGCCUGGAUCCACAAACAUUGAGGGAACGCACACGUGGUCUCGCAGAAACAACACAAAGUCUUGCUGAAUGCAAAGAGAGCUUGGAAAAACUCCGAGCCCAAUUGCAACCUACCGUAUCGGUGUCACGUGAACCAACCACUCCGUCGGAUUGGUUGGUCAAGCUGGAUAAAUUGGAGGAAGAGACAAGAAGUUUGGAAAAUCAAGCACAAACGGUCAAUGACAAUCUGAACGUUCGACUGGCUCAGAGUGAACAGCUUGCACAUUUGCGCGAGAAUCUUUCGCACGCAGUGAAACAGGCCCGGGAUGCUUGUUUAUCUCCACCACUAAGUCCAUCACCUGGACCAGAUGGAGUUGAACCUACCCCAGUUAAUCCCGAUGAUCUUUUGCGUAAAGUCACGGAAGAUUUGCGUGUGUUACGCGAUCUCAGUCGUCAUCUAUCGGCAUCGUCCACAGACGAGGUUGGUCAGCGGCACUUGGAACUGGAAUUGAAAGCCGCAGGUGAUGCGAUUGAGGAAUUACAGAACAGCCUCCGUAUGACCACUGGAAGGCAGCGUGAUUUAUCUGCAGCGCGCUUAGAUCAGGUCGAAAAAGGUGUUCACAGGUUGAAGACAAUUUUGGAAGAGAUCGCUGAGGAUUGGCAUACCCAGUCGGAACGCGCGGCCAAAGGAGGCGAGGAUCAGGCCAGACAGCGCGAUAACUAUCGACUGAUGUACGCCCGAACUAUGACACACGCGAACAGUGUAGAACAGUUGGACGCAUUAUUACGCCUUAUGGCUGAAUCACCCGAUCACUUCGAGUCGACAGACCGUUUGAAGUCAGAGAAAAUCUCCAAAGAGCUGGACGGAUACCGGGCGAUAGUGGAUCAGCUGAAAACAGAUGCUGAUGUUCUUAUUGCUUCGAAUAAAGUAUUGGACACAGAAUCAGUUCGCGACCGAAUCAGCACAGUGUGUGAUUUGUUUGAUGAAUUGCAACAAGACGCACGUCAACGGGUUACUACCCUGCAAAUGGCGUUGCCUUUGGCUCAACGCAUGAGUACAGCGUUGCAUGCGCUGAGUAUGCGUUUACCAGCUGCCGUCACCAGACUCAAACAGGUGGAAGAAAGUGCUGAUCCAAUCCAUCUGAGACGCAUUGCAGUGGAUCAGCUCGAGAAUGAGGCUAUCAGUGUUCUGUCACCACAGGGUCAGAUCGUGCAUCAAUCCUGGGACCAGUUGAAACGAUCACCAGUUUGCCUUCGCCUGGCUCAACGCCCAAUUUUCAAAUCAACGGAUACGACCGAGCCGCAAAUGAUCAGUUUAGCCGAUCAUAUCGAGACGGAAUUAGAUACCUUUGAUUCUUUCAUGACCAAGAUAUCCGAACUAGCGAAACAAGUUCAAAGCACACGAUGCCAGUCUUUGGAACUUGUAGCCCAAUUGGAUACUGAAUCCAAAUGGUUAUCGGCAGCCUUACGUCGUUUAGAUCCAAACUCCAAUGCCUCUCCAUCUGACCUGGAUGGUGACGCUGAAGUUGAGGAGGAGCAUUUCGCUCAGCUCACAGGUUCAGAGAAUGACCUCAUUCCAGACGACUCGCAUGUGUUAGAGGAGUAUCCUUCCCUGGCUGUGCUUCCAUACAAACCAAACCAGCUGGACCAAUUGCACUAUCAUCUCGGUUGUUUCCGUCAAGCCUGGAAGAAGCGACAAGCCGAGAAAACGAACACACUUUUAUCCACCUCUCUUGGUUUGAUCCAGGCCGCUGGAUUUCGACCUGGUUCCGCUGAUGGAAAAGCACUGGUGGGAGACAAACUCAGCCGACAACUGGUUCUCUCAGUCGACGCUGUCAAUAAACGCGUCGCGCAACUGGAGACCAAUUUGGGUCAAACUGAAGCGAAACUAGAAGAAGCUGGUCCUUUGUCGAAAGCCUAUCAUGAUGACCUAGCUGAGUUGAUUAAUUGGUUGGAUGCAACCGAAAUUCAACUGGAUGAACUUGCAAGCCCGGGCAGAACCGAAACGACUACGGAUGGAAUACCGGAGCUAAAUAUGGAACGGGAAUGGUAUCAACGAACAAAAUCAUUGGUGGAAGACGUGGAUCGACACAAAGCAUUAUUGGAUCGAGUAAUACGCACCAGCGAACCACUCAUGCAAUUGAUCGCUCACAGCUUGGUCCCUACAGUACAAGCAGAAGUAAAACAGGCUAGUGACCGUUAUGUUGAACUUAGCAAAUCGGCUCGUGUGCGACUAAACCGCGUGGAAACCAGUCUGAAGCAAUCAGAUGAGAUUGCGGAACAAUUGAAUGCUAUGUCCGACUUGUUUGCCAACAUAGCAGACCAAGCAGCCCAUCUGGGUAUACCGAUCUCGGCUACUUCUUUGCAAGCCAGACCGGCACCUUCUACGGCCGAAGUGAUUGCUGGUAGCGUGGAAACUGAACAGAUUGCCGAUUCUGGAUUGCCUAGUGAGCCCGUGACGAUGGGUCGACUACGCCCAAUGACAAGUGUACUUCCAGAUCAGCUGGAAGAGCAGCUGAACGAAGCAACUGCUCUCAUCGAAACCCUGAAUCAUCGAUUACCUGAACUAGAAGCCCUCACUGCGUGCGUCCGUGCUCAGUUGCAACCAAGUUUGGUGGCUAAAAGUGCACAAAAGAAGGCUGAGGACGAUGAAGCAACCACUCCAACCGAUCCGUUUGCUGCCGAUUCCGUUUUGCGAAAUGCCGAGAAACUGCAAACAGAUUGGGUGGAACUUCGAGCCCAGUUGGCAUCACGUGUGGAGAAGCUGAACAGUGCGCAUCACACCUCAUCCAAUGAGUUUUGGCCUGUCGUAAAUGAUCUACAAGCCAGAUUGGUACAAGCAAAUGAGAUAGCUCGCAUGAUUGCGGCUGGUUGCAGUCCAACCAUUGAGCCUCCUGUCCGGCGGGAUCCAUUGGACCCGCACAGUUACAUCGAACAACGCACCGAUCUAGACAGUCUUAGCGAGCAGAUUGCGCAACUUAGUUCCAAGUUAGCGGAAUGUCGACAGAUUGGAAACCGCUUGAUAGAAUUGGUCAGUGGCUCGGCCGAUGAACCUGAAAAGGGUGGUUUUCAAUUGCGUCGGGACGAAGAGCAAGCCAUUAGGAACGAGGUGAACUACACGGUUCGUGAUCUGGAGGCACUGCAUGCUGAGGUGUCAACCAAUUUGGAAUGCGUGUCCAAACAAAUUGAUAAACAAGAAGCGGCUGCCAAGUCCUUCAAGACGGAGUUGAACGAUUUCAUGCACUGGUUAUCGACACAAGAGACGCGUUGGGAUCAGAUGGAGCCAAUCGGGAGUGACAGCAAAACUGUACUACGCCAGUUGGAUGAGGCGGCCAAAUGGAACGAGAUGUUGCUGGACAAACAUAGUGAUUUAGAGACCUUGAAUUGGGCUGCUGGACAACUGACCACACCGGAUGCUGAAGGUUUAGAUUCGGAUGCAUCGACGAGUCUGGCCACUAUGCCCAGUUCACUGCAAUCCGAUCUGGCCGGGGCGAAUCGUCGAUGGGAUCAGCUACUCGAUUCGAGCAAUCAUCGACGCCAUCGCCUGCAGACUGUGCUCUUAGGAAUGGGCGAGUUUGAGCAGGCCAUGGAUGCACUGAUAAAUUGGAUCGCGCAAACUCAAGCAAAUGUAGACCAGAUACCCAUUCGACGAGGUAAUGUGCGCGGUCUGGAAGCUGAUCUGGCUCGUGUGAAGCUUUACUUGAAAUUGAUUGGACGUUACCAGUAUAAUUUGGCCGCGUUGAAUCGUUAUUUUGAAGAAGUGAUUCACAACAACAUCAACAACCAUCAAAUGGCUGUCGUUCGUUUGCAAGAACAAGCUAAAAAACGUAUUGAAGAAGUAACUACUGCGACAGUCGAUGGUGAAUCAUCUCCGGCAUUGGCAGCCCGAACGUCGGAACGCUUGAAUCAGUUGAAUGUCAUGUGGGAUCAGCUGAAAACUGGUGCACGGAACAAGCAAAGUCAACUAGAGGAAGCUCUACGUGAGACCUUUAAUUUCCAUGCUGAAGUAGAUCGGUUAAUGCGACGAUGCAAACAAUUGGAACGUCGAAUCCCCGGACCAGGUGUGCGGAUCAUGGGGGGUCUGCCAGAUAGUGCACGCGAGCAGUUACGACGUUUUCUCGAAGUGUACGACGGUCUGGUCGAUGUCGGUGCGGAGCUUCAUGAGCUGCGUAAAAAUUCUGCGGCUCUGUUGGUCAGUGUGAGUACUACAGAUCAACCAUCUGAACAGCUGACAGGAACCUUGGACCGACUGAUCGACCAUCAUGCACAAUUGUUACGUCGGGCGACAGAAAUCAAACGUAAGCUCGAAGUUAGCUUGACUGAGGUGGAAAGAUUCCAUGCAGAAUUGGCGAAAAUGAUGCAGUGGCUAACUACCAUGGAGCGCGCAGUAACGCAACAAAAACCGGUCAGUCGCGUUGUCGCCCGACUCGGUCAGCUUAUCCUAUUACAUACUGAUCUGCGUCGCGAGAUCAACGGACAUCGAGAAGCCUUGCUCGCGCUGGACCGCAUGGGUGCCCAGGUUACGUGUAAUGCCCAGAAACAGGAUGUAGUUCUGGUCAAAAACCUUCUGGCUAGUAUUCAUACCAGAUGGGAACAACUCUUGUCACGCACGGCCGAACGAACUCGACAAUUAAAUAUCGGAUUUAAGGAGGCUCACACAUUCCUCAAUAACUGGACGGCACUAACAGAUUGGUUAAAAGAACAAUUGACCUGUUUGGAGGAAAGCAGUGCUCAUAUCGCUACACGCCCCGACAAGGUUGCGCACCAGUUGGCCCAGCAUCGAGAAUUUCAGCGCGCGUUAGGCUCACGAAACAUCGCGUUUGAUGCGAUCCGACGUUACGCACGACAUAUGCGCGAUCGUGCACCAGCGUGUGACCACGCGGAAUUGGAUGAUAUGAUCAGUGAGUUGAAGCAUCUCUGGCAUGAAGUGUGUUCUAAAGCAUUGGAUCGGCAACGGAUGUUGGAACAAGCACUCCUAUCAGCCGGUCUCUACAAAGAAGCGAUCGAGGCAUUGGGUGAUUGGUUGACUCGUGUGGAACCGCAAUUGAGUGAUCAUCAGCUGGGAAUCUACGGGGAUAUGGAAACGGUUGAGCAAUUAAUGGAUGUGCACAAGCACUUCACUGCUGAACUAAAGCAACGGGCUACAUGGAUUCACUCAGUUCGUGAAGCAGCUCAGGAGCUUAUUGCCAAGGCGGGCAAACAAACUUCUGAGGUCACCACGAUCCAGACGCAGUUGCAACAUGUAAACACUUUGUGGGAUCGAGUUCAAGAAUUGGCUAAGAAUCGGAGUGAACGGUUAGAGGAGGCACUCAAAUUGGCAGUACAAUUCCAAGAGAUGUGUCGCAGCUUGAUGGACUAUUUUGCUGGGGCUGAACAUGUCAUUCGUCGCCUGGCAGCUCUGCCCACCUACGAUGACAUAGGUGACUCGCCAUCCUCCGAGCGUAAGUCGACCAAAUCCGUCAGCAGCUCGGCUCCAGUCACCCUUACGGAUGCGAUUGAAGCACAUCAACGCACGCACUCCAAUUUGAUGGAACAAGCAGAUCGUCUGGAAGCGGCGUUGCGUCUUGGCAAUCAGUUGCUCACACAAGCUCAUCCGGAAGCUGUGCCUCGACUUCGUCAAUGGAUUCACACAAUUCAAACACGGUGGACGGAUUUGACCACUUGGUCUAGUCAACGUGGAGACCGCCUACGUCUCGCUCUAGAGGAACAGCAAAAACGACGCACCAUUCAACAGCAGCUGCUGGAGUGGCUGGCUAAUACGCAAAGCAAACUCGACCGCGAACCCGCAAUCGCUGUGGAGGAUAUUUUAGAUGGCAGUAGUGUAAUAUCAUCUGGUGUCGAUCUGGAGUCCCAAGGUCUUCGCGACGCAGACAUUUUGGCAUCCCAUACGAACGGUGAUCAUCCGAUCGCGCCAGGUGCCGCAACUUCGAGCAUUGGAGAAUCGCUCGCUCCCUCUUCUUAUCGCACUUUGUCAUUGCAUGAGAUCACCGAACCCGAGCUAAUCGAAAGGCUGCUUGCGGAACACGCUGAGUUGGAAAAGGAAUUCGAAGCUCGAAAACCGGAUUACGAUGCUGUCCUCAAACACUCCAAACGUCGUCAAGUUUCAAAGCUUCCCACACCAGUUAUUUCCGGUACUGCAGGUUCUAAUAAAGCCGGUCGUGGUGGUGCAGUUCCAUUCCGCACUGGUUUACCUCGAAGCACACCGGGACGUGGUCAAUUGCGCCCGGAAACCGCAAUAGCACAAUCAGAAAAUCCGUUUAUUUCGUCGUCUGUAAAUGAGUUGUAUGGUAGAUGGAACACGGCUGAACGUGCCCUACAAGCACGGCGAAACCGAUUACAAGAGCGUUUGGUCUAUCUGUCAGAAGUUGAAAAAAUGAAAGAUUUUGAUUUUGAAGAAUGGCGCCGACGUUACGUCGCUUGGCUGAAUGCAAACAAAGCUCGUGUGAUCGACUUAUUCCGUCGCAAAGAUCACGAUCGAGAUGGUCGCCUUACACGAGCCGAAUUCAUCGAUGGCAUUUUAGAAAUGAAAUUUCGAACUAAUCGCGUUGAACUGGAAGUGGUGGCGGACAUUUUCGAUGCAAAUCACGACGGCUACGUAGACUAUCGCGAAUGUCUGAACGCGUUGCGCGCUGGAUACGUUGCCGCCCAAGCAGCACCUCAAUUCUCCGUGUACGGCGCGCACAGUAGUUCGCUUAGUUUGAAUCAGAAUGGACCGAACGACGAUGAAGCAAUCAGUGAUGAGGUUCGACGUCAAGUGGGUCUUUGUACCUGCCACAAUACCUAUCAGAUCUGCAAAAUGACAACGAAUAAAUAUCGGUUUGGUGACUCACAAAAACUGCGUCUGGUCCGAAUCUUGCGCAGUGCUGUUAUGGUGCGCGUUGGUGGUGGAUGGAUCAGUUUGGACGAAUUCCUGUCCAAGAAUGACCCAUGCCGAGAUGCUUGUCAGCGUCUGUCAAGUAUCACUGAUCUAGCCGCUGCUGUUGGUCUGGUACCCUCUUCAAGUCGCCGCAGAAGAGGCCGUGGGGCAAGUCGUGCAGGACACCAGCAGCAGCAUCAGCACCUGCCACAACGCCAUGUAGCGUCAACCGCUGUGCUGAAUCCCCUUCGAAGUAGCGCUGAUAGCAGUAUCAGCUCGCAUCACCCUGCUCAACCCAGUGGUUUGAGUACCCGGUAUUUGCGCACCAGUGGUGGAUCUAGGCUAAAUCCCACAUUACAUCCGAUCUCCGGUCCCGGACAAGAUAACGCCUUCUACCUCGUCAUGCCAGACACAAGGGCAAACCCCACGAACCACAUUCACAUGCCCGGUGCUCAGGAUCGGACAGACCGACGUUCUUUUCCCAAGCACUAA
Echinostoma caproni is the source of this 9012-nucleotide messenger RNA. The record is from the annotation of a GenBank genome assembly. NCBI's taxonomy places the organism in Eukaryota, Metazoa, Platyhelminthes, Trematoda, Plagiorchiida, Echinostomatidae.